AUGGAUUCAAAAGAAAGUUCAUCAGAUCUACUGAGCAGAUACAAAGCAAGAAAAAUGUUGGGAGUUGGGGAAUCAUCUGGAAACGUAGUCUCUUCUAAGGUGGCACAAAUACUCGGUGAGACCAAUGAACCCAAAUUAGACAUUCAACAUAUUUCAUGCAUAUACUACUGGAACUAUUUUAUGGCAAUUUUAAUUAUGUCAUGUGGAUUGAUAUUAGUAGGAUCCCCUACAUCUUAUAAUGACUGGUUUAUUCAAAGACUAUUUCCAAUCUCAGAUAUCCAUGACAAUUUGAAUUCCCUUGAAUUCUGUGGUAUACAAAGGCCAUAUAAUACACAAUUCGUCUUUAAAAACUUUGGAUGUUUACAUAUAACUUUAGCAUUGAGUAUGUUCUAUGCCAUAUUGUUGAUCAAACCCAACGGUAUUUACGUAUCACAAUUUAUAUCGUUUGUUUAUGCAUCGAGUUCCUUAACAGUUCAUUUAUUAACAAAGCAACAAUUUGAUCAAAUCAUGUACAUCUACACUUUAAUAACAAUGAUCACAUUUAUAUUCUACAUUAAACUUGUAAGUAUACAAGCCAAGGGAUGGAUAUUUACCGGUAGAAAUUACCUUCUGAAUAGUUUAAAAUCUCAGAAUACAAAUUAUCCUUCUACAAAUGAAACUGCAAAAUGA
Heterobilharzia americana is the source of this 669-nucleotide messenger RNA. The record is from the annotation of a GenBank genome assembly. Lineage: Eukaryota; Metazoa; Platyhelminthes; Trematoda; Strigeidida; Schistosomatidae.